AAAUUAAACCAGAAAAGGGGAACGGAGGUACCAUUAUGGUUCCACGUCAAGCAGCAUUAGCUGGUUAAAAGGAUCCGUGCCAUUCACAUUUGCAUCAAAAAUUAAUGCUUCCCCUUGUCUUCACUCUGCCUUCCUGUUCCUGAACAACACCGCUCACGCUCUUCUCAACGGAUGGAAAUGAUUGGUUAAAUUAAUUGCUACGGCAUCAAACAAAGCUACAGAGAAAGGAAGGAGAUUUGAUUAACAGAGAGACAGGAAAGGUGGAAGGCUUUGGAGAUGGUUUGUCUGAGUCGAGUCUUGGCGGUUUCCUAUACGGUGAAGCCGUCGCGUCCUUACAGUGGCUCUUGUUUUAGCUCUGAAUUCGUUAACGCGAGGCCCAAAUUGAGUACCCGAUGGCGAUCCAUGGCGACUGAACCCGAGUCUUCCUCCUUCGCGCCUUCUAUUGAUUCCGAGUCAACCGCCGGAUUUUGCAUUAUAGAAGGGCCUGAAACAGUUCAGGGUUUUGCUAAGAUGGAACUGCAAGAAAUUCAGGAUAAUAUUCGAAGUCGGCGAAACAAAAUCUUUCUCCACAUGGAAGAGGUUCGGAGGCUAAGGAUACAACAGAGGAUUAAAAGUGCUGAACUUGGUAUAUUGAAGGAAGAGAGAGAAAAUGAACUUCCUAAUUUUCCAUCAUUCAUUCCGUUCCUGCCUCCGCUGACCUCAGACAAUCUCAAGGUUUAUUAUGCGACUUGUUUUUCUCUUAUUGCUGGGAUUAUCAUUUUUGGUGGACUACUAGCACCCACUCUGGAGCUUAAGCUAGGACUAGGGGGCACAUCAUAUGCUGAUUUUAUCCGUAGUGUGCAUCUGCCAAUGCAGUUGAGUCAGGUUGAUCCUAUAGUGGCAUCAUUCUCUGGAGGAGCAGUUGGGGUUAUCUCAGCCUUGAUGGUAGUUGAAAUAAACAAUGUAAAACAGCAGGAGCAUAAAAGAUGCAAGUAUUGUCUUGGAACUGGUUAUCUUGCUUGUGCUCGCUGCUCAAAUACCGGAUCACUUGUUCUUAUUGAGCCAGUCUCAACAGUCAAUGGUGGAGACCGGCCUCUAUCAGCCCCGAAAACAGAAAGAUGUUCAAACUGUUCAGGAUCUGGAAAGGUCAUGUGCCCCACAUGCCUUUGCACUGGAAUGGCAAUGGCAAGCGAACAUGACCCAAGAAUUGACCCAUUUGAUUAGAGGUUCAUUCUCACCCUCUUUUUCUUGUAUUAAUAUCCAGAGCUCCUGUAAUCUGAGUAUGACAAAUAACCAAUCUUGUGUAUAGAUACAUCUCAAGCACACAAAAAUAUUUGCUUUUGAAAUGAAAAACUCCGAUACUCCUUUGGCAA
Molecule: messenger RNA, 1352 nt
Organism: Theobroma umbraticum
Lineage: Eukaryota; Viridiplantae; Streptophyta; Magnoliopsida; Malvales; Malvaceae
Product: orange protein
Source: RefSeq, a predicted model, not a curated record